This is a messenger RNA of Fomitopsis serialis, 1765 nucleotides long. RefSeq lists its product as uncharacterized. Gene Ontology annotation, molecular function: ubiquitin protein ligase activity; metal ion binding. NCBI's taxonomy places the organism in Eukaryota, Fungi, Basidiomycota, Agaricomycetes, Polyporales, Fomitopsidaceae. The transcript is spliced from 6 exons. Gene Ontology annotation, biological process: ubiquitin-dependent protein catabolic process. The record is from RefSeq and is a predicted model, not a curated record. Gene Ontology annotation, cellular component: cytoplasm. Bases 294 to 1526 code for a protein of 410 amino acids.
CUUCGUCAGGUCUUCGUAACAGCGCUGCGGCUCUGGCAUCCUGAGCCUUUUCAUUGAUGCAGACAUUGCAGUUGGAAUAGCCCGCCUCGCAUCAGCUGCACAACGCGACGGUCCCGAUGGAAUGGUUUGGACCGUGCGGCUGACGUCGACGCCUCGAUCGCCUGUCGUGCCGAUGGCUGACGCGCUGACGGUCCUGGUCAGCCUCCGCCGCCGCUCAUAAAUUCCGCCGCUGGCGAGGCAGCCCUCUCUCCAUCAACCAUCAUCAUCUUCAUUGCGACUACUAGGACAACAUUAUGCUACCCUCACUACUAGGCGACUUGGCAGCCUUCCUGCAUCUGGUCACACACCGGCCGCAAAGCAAGCUGCUAUGGUUCUCUACCUUGGUCUCGUACGUCUACAACAUCGUCGCCGACCGGAUCGGAGACGACAUCAUCCUCAUCUACCUCCGUGACUCGGUUGCUCCGUCCACCGGUCUACCAGUUAUGCUACUCUGGAGAGUCUACAGGUUCUGGAGUCUGAGGACGAUGCUUUUCUUGCUGCUGCUCCUGCCUGUCAUGGAGUUCGCUUGGUACUUCGGUCGUGAGAAUCCCGCCCGGCGCGGGUUUCUCUACCGAUGCAUGGGGUUCUGCGUGGUGAAGGCAUGCCGCGGUGCGAUGUCCGGAGGCCUUACGAUUCUUGCCGCAGCCGCCCUCGGACGCCAUGGUUACCUCGAUGGCAUGUCGGCUUUGAGGGUUCGUAUUCUGGGAAUGUUCUUCACCGUUCUGCUCGAUGAUCUCGUCAUGUGGCCGACCAUGACGUGGAUCAUGCGUUCGCGAAACGACUACUCGUCAUUUGCGGUGGCUCAGCUUGUGGACGAAGUCGUCGAGUAUCUGCCGACACUCGCGCGAGAGGCCAUCCCGCCCGAGGAGGUGUGCACUAUCUGCUACCAGACGCUGGAGGACAUUCACCACGGCCGGGUGGUGAACGACGACGGCACGCCAACUAGCGAGCCUGUUCCUGUCAAGAGCCGGCGCGUCACGAAACUGAAUUGCGGACAUUUCUUCUGCAAGCCGUGUAUUCGUGAAUGGAUCCGUCGUGGGCAUGGGUCAUGCCCCGUGUGCCGCGGGUGGUUCGUCGACAUCGUGCCGUCUCCUAAACAAAUGACCUCGGGCAGGAUCAACGACCAGCGCCCAGCGCAUGAUGUCCCGCGCCGCGGUCCAGGGCCCGUCCGCACUACUAUCGAGGCCAGCCAGGGCACUCGUGCCACGAACGACGCCGCCGUCGAUGAGCCGACGGUAGUCAGGUCGGUCGAGGUGACGCAGCAACCCGCUCAGCCAGCGGUGACGCACAGCGACCCGCUUGACGAGGCUAUCAGGUUGGAGAAGCUGAAGUUGCUCGACUUCCUGCGGAAGGCGAACAGGCGAAUGGAACAGCUGCAAGACCAGCUGAAGAUCGUCGAAGAGAUGAGCAGCGUGGUCAGCGAGUUCCAGCGGGGUGGAGAAGGGGAAGCAACGGGAGCAGGCGCGGGACGCGGCUCAGGCUCUUGAAGCACACCGUUGCCGGGUGUAUCGGAGUGGAGUGCACAUGACCCCGAGGGGAGCAGGGCGUGGCGCACAUACGGUAACGGAGGCAGCAAUGCCACAACGGUUUACUCGGGAGCCGUAACAUGGUGUCCAGGUGACGCUUAUGCGGCUCGGUGCCGGCGGGAUACCGUCGAGAUGGGGUGUGCGCGCAGCCACGCCGCGAUUGAGUUGUGUCGCGGUCCGUCAGUUGGUCUAACAUCACG